GUCUGGUUUAAAAACCGCCGGGCCAAGUGCCGGCAGCAGCAGCAGCAGCAGCAGAACGGGGGCCAGAACAAGGUACGGCCUGCUAAAAAGAAGAAUUCUCCAGCCCGGGAAGUGAGUUCGGAGAGCGGGACCAGCGGGCAGUUCACCCCCCCCUCCAGCACCUCUGUCCCCACCAUCUCCAGCAGCAGCGCCCCCGUAUCCAUCUGGAGCCCGGCGUCCAUCUCCCCUCUCUCAGACCCCCUGUCCACCUCUUCCUCCUGCAUGCAGAGAUCCUAUCCUAUGACCUACACCCAGGCAUCUGGCUACAGCCAAGGAUACGCUGGCUCGACCUCCUAUUUCGGAGGGAUGGACUGUGGAUCUUACUUGACCCCUAUGCACCACCAGCUUCCCGGCCCGGGGACCACCCUGAGUCCCAUGGGUGCUAACGCCGUCACCAGCCACCUCAACCAGUCUCCAGCCUCCCUCUCCACCCAGGGCUAUGGAGCCUCCAGUUUGGGCUUUAACUCCACCACCGAUUGCUUGGAUUAUAAAGACCAAACCGCCUCCUGGAAGUUAAACUUCAAUGCUGACUGCUUGGAUUAUAAGGACCAGACAUCGUCAUGGAAGUUCCAGGUUUUGUGAAGAACCUUUGUGAUCAUGAGAGAAACCGCGCCGAGAACGAACUGGGCUGAGAACGCUCCGCUUUUAGUCAGGUCUUGGUUAAAUUAAAGAGAAAAAAUAACUCCAUGGACAAAAAAAUGAACAACAAAAAUAAAAAAUUACAGACAGCAACAAGAGGGGGGAGAGUGUUGGUGUGAUCCCGUUCGGACUCAUCUCCUUCUCAGACACUCUGGAAAAGGAAUAAUCAAGAGGAAAAACGGAGGAGGAAGGCCUUAAAACGGACAGAUCAUCUAGUGAGCAGAAAACAAGACAGACCCAUCUGUGUUCUUUCUAGUUUUAGGCAAUUGUUGGGUUUCUUUGUUUGGAAGAGGUGGGAGAGCGUCCCACCUACAGGCCAGUUUU
Molecule: messenger RNA, 1002 nt
Organism: Merops nubicus (carmine bee-eater)
Lineage: Eukaryota; Metazoa; Chordata; Aves; Coraciiformes; Meropidae
Gene: OTX2
Product: orthodenticle homeobox 2
Exons: 1
Biological process (GO): multicellular organism development; regulation of transcription by RNA polymerase II
Cellular component (GO): nucleus
Molecular function (GO): RNA polymerase II cis-regulatory region sequence-specific DNA binding; DNA-binding transcription factor activity, RNA polymerase II-specific
Source: RefSeq, a predicted model, not a curated record